Lytechinus pictus (painted urchin) is the source of this 5684-nucleotide messenger RNA. RefSeq names its product regulator of G-protein signaling 12-like. Gene Ontology annotation, biological process: regulation of G protein-coupled receptor signaling pathway. The record is from RefSeq and is a predicted model, not a curated record. The transcript is spliced from 2 exons. Gene Ontology annotation, cellular component: nucleus; plasma membrane; cytoplasm. Gene Ontology annotation, molecular function: GTPase activator activity; protein binding. NCBI's taxonomy places the organism in Eukaryota, Metazoa, Echinodermata, Echinoidea, Temnopleuroida, Toxopneustidae. The coding region runs from base 960 to 3260 and encodes 766 amino acids.
CAGAGGGACCGAUGUUUGCGCAAAUGUGAUACACCUGUCAUAUCAAUUUGUACAGAGAACAAGUGGUGGAAAACCGCGUCGUGUAUCCAAGGGGAAGUCCGCUUUGCCUUUCGAGAAGUAAACUCGUACUUUGCAAUUGCCUGUGAAAGUGAAAUUAGGUUUACGUUUGUUCAUUUUGUGAUAAAUUGAUGAAUAUCUGAAGACAUUUGGACUUGCAAGCCGACACUGAAGCGCUCGUAUUCGUAAUUAAUUGAGCUGAGCUGAGCGAAGCCGAAGAAGGGGUGCGAGACAUCUAUUCAUCGCAGACAUCACGGCCGAUUGUCCACUUGCAACCCCGUUCAAAGUUCUAUUCCUGAAUUGAUUGCCAACCGUCGGCCGUCGAACGAAAAACUUUGCUGAAUAAAUGUCAUAGAUAUUGAGGCUGAUGAGUGAGAAAUUCUGUUUUUAAUCACCCAGACUCAUUUAUUCAACAUUUGAGUUCCAGAUCGUACACAUAUUUGCACUUGAGUUUGUAGCAGGUGAUUUUCGACUGCCUAUUGGAAUUUGGAAUAUUGCAUUGACUGGAGUGGUGGUUGUGGGCAGAGUGUGGUGUAAAAUUGAAAUAAAGCGACGCACUCUAUUGAAAAUAACGUGUAUUGAUUAUAACCUGACACUGUUCAUUGCACUUUCCCCCUGGUUGAAAACUAAGAAGGAAUAUUUUGCUUAUUCUACCAAAACAUCUAUCUUGACAGCUGUCUUGCUGACAUUCAGAAUUGGACAGAGAAAUUUAUUAACUUUAUAAUACUCUGGAAGAUAUACUCACUGUUGCUGUAAUUUGCUCUUUGCAGGAUGAAUUCAUAAUUGUGGAUGAGAUGACUUUCCCAUAGGCUUACCCUAACUGAAUAAAUGAAACUAUUACUGAGGAAGGCAAAAGUGAGUAAUGUACUUGAUAUGAUGGUGUGACCUAACAAUCUGCAAAAAUGUAUCCAGGCAGAAGGAAAACAAAGCUGCCAAGGACAAGCGCGAUGAACCUCAAAACAGUUGAAGUACCCAGAGGCCGAAAUGGCUAUGGCUUCACUGUAUCCGGUCAGUCACCUUGUGUUCUCAGUUGCAUCCUACAUGGUAGCCCUGCAGAAAUUGCCGGGAUAAAAACAGGUGAUAGUGUCAUAGCAGUGAAUGGAGAAAAUGUGACGCGUUUAAGCCAUGAACAAAUUAUCAAGUUGAUAGGAGCAACUACUGGUGUGUUACGUCUUACUGUCGCGGAGAUGGAUUGUUCAGAGUCUUCCGAUGAUGAGUAUGUGUACAUGCCCAGGACUCGAUACCCGCAUGCUAAGAGGUCGCAGAGUGCUACACCUUUGUCGAUGAUUGGAAGUAAAGCCCGUGCAGAGAUGGUCGUGGAAGAGAUGCAGCAGGGGGCUCUUCUUGAUUCCUUCUCCAUGCACACAGAUAUUCCUCAGGCAAUGCUUAGAGGAGCAGAAGUGCAACGUAUUCAGGCGGACGUCCAAAUAAGUUCUUCCAAGUUUGCACCAGGCCAUUUGAGUCCUCUCAACCAGCCAGGAAACGGAGAAAUGCUUUUGAAAAGAUCACCAAACUAUGAUUACUCCUAUUGGAAUGGAAAAAGUGUUGAAAAGAUGAAUGCAACACCGAAGGCGCGUAAACCGAGGAGGCAUAAUGAUCCGAGGAAUCGUAUGUUUUCUACUCCUACCCCGACCAGCUAUUACAUUCGAGAGAAUCCCUAUGAUGAUAAUGAUCCUGAAAUGAGGCCAUUGUCCCCCGUAGAACUGAGCCAUUUGAUGUACCCGGGCAAUGAUGCCAGUCGUGAUGCCUCAAGGGGUAUGCACAAGUCAGUGUCACUUCCAGGACAUGCCAUUCGGAAUUUGUCUCAGGGGCACAGCAUGGGUGCAUCUUUCUUGGAGGACAAUGAAAAUGUGCACAUGAGAGCUAUGGUUGGCUAUCUUGGAUCCAUUGACAUUCCAGCUUCUGCAAAUCUUCCAACGGCCAGUCUCCAUGCGAUAAGAGGGUGUGUCCGUAGGCUUCACAAAGAGCACAGGGUGCACUCGUUCAUGAUGAUGGAGAUUCGGACUGAUGGUGUUCGGCUUGUGAACAGUAACCAACGCAUCGCUGUUGUGUACCCAAGAGAACGUCUUGCUUUCAGUGGUGUCUGCCCAGAUGACAAGCGUUUCUUUGGCAUUGUUACAUCCCAAAAUCCUGAGGAAAUGCUAGAUGCUAUGGAUAGUGAUGAUGAACCAAUUGGAAGCUCCUGCCAUGUCUUCAUGGUAGAUCCAGAGUUCAGAAGGCAUGAUGUGCACGCCCGGGUCAUCUCACAAUUUGGUAUCUCUUGUUGCACUAAUCCAGAAACAAACACUUGUGACAUCUUCCCCUCCUCGGCCAAACCUAUUCUUCAGCAGGUGUCGCAACUCUAUAGAGACCGGAAUGACUUGUCCUACUUUGGUGAACUUUAUGGACACUCCUCCUUUGCCAGUGGUCCACGUCGAAGUAACAGCACCAACAGCAGUAACAGUGAUAGUGGAUUUGGUAACGGAAAUAGUAAAGACCAAAGUGAUUUCAAUGUUCAAAUGGAUCACAGCCAUCACAAUCCAAUCCUGGAUGUGGCAUCUCUAAUGCGCAACAAGAGAGGAGGUGGUACAAGGCAUGUUGUUCCAGCUGAAGUCAAUGCCUCCUUGUCAUCAGAUGUGCCUUACUCUCUGUCUUCAACUUCUCCCCAAUCAAUUGAUACAUCCCCGCAGAACAUCUUCAGAAACACCAAAGACAUAUCAGGCAGGCUCACUCCAAGAGCUCGUCCUGAUCCUGUUGGCUUCCGCAGUCCUUCAGUAGUGCCAGCGCAACAAGAUAAUGCCUUUCACUAUCAAAAGCAGGCUGCUAGACCAUCUAGCGUCCAAGUGCCUCUUCAGUCCCACAUACAGCAUUCUGCGCCUCCCGAGCUAAAGCAAUUCAAACAACCUGGCGUUGAUUUUAACACCCCUAAACCAAACGCCGAAAGUUCUGGAUCCUCAACCUUGGAAGACAAUUCCCAGAGAGGGAAGGAGUUAAUGGGUCCACCAAAGGGUUUGCCUCCAACAGGGCGUCACUCCCUUUACAGCAAGCCCUCACAAAAUUUCAUCAAUGAAGCUAUUGACCAAGAUACAGCAAGGAAGGUGCAAAAUGAAUUAUCAAGGAGACUCUCAGAAAACCAAUCUUUUCAUCAGAAACAACAGGUAUGUCAAUAUUUAUUUUACAUCUUUAAAUAUGCAUACAUGUAUGUACCAUGUAUAUUUAAAUAAUUGGAGGAAAGUAGGGAAACCCAAUCAAGAAAAACACUGGAAAUUUCAUCAAAAAUGAAUUUCAAAUAUUUCAAAUUUGUGUUUUGAUGUUUGGUAAUAGUAAUAUUUAAAGAAGCUCUGGAAGUCUGGAAUUCCUGAAAUCAUAAUACAAUGUUCCACACUGACCGAUUUCACCUUAAAUUCUAAGAACAUGCAACCAUGUUUUUCAUUAUUGGAUCAGAAACAUAUUGUAAUUGUAUUUUUUCAUUUCAUUAUGAAUAUUGACCAGGUCAUUGGGCGACUUACAUGUACUGCCUAAUGUUCACAUCACUCUUGUGUGAAAGUACAUGUGCUUUGAUAAUUUCUUGUUUAACAAUGUAAUUGUGUUUUUCUGAAAAUGUCACAUUUAUACUCAUUUGAAUUCAUUUCAAAUUCAAUCAACUUGUUGGUGAGGUUGACACAUAUUGAUCUUUUCCAAAUGGUGUAUUAUGGAAGGUGAAUUAUUUAAUCAGAAUGUUAUGGGUAGCUUAAUAAUUUGAGCAUUUUAAAUACUCUUCGACCUUUGAAUGGGACCUACGUGUACAGUAAUGCCCAUAUCUAAAGAUGAAGUGUUCACUUUUAUGCAAUUCUGGCAUACUUUGUGUAAUAUUGAUUACGUUGAGUUGAAAUUGAUUAAUGCAUUGAAAUUAUACAGUUUUCUUUGAAAGUAUUCUUAACACUGAAAUUACCGCACAUACAUGUACACUGCACUGUAAAUACAGGGUCAUUAGGGUAGGUCUUCAAUGCAAAGUAGGCUACAAAAGUUGAUUUAAUUUAAGCCCUAUUAAUGAUCGAGAGAUGCUCCCAAGGUCAGCUUUGCAGGGGUAGGGGCGGCCAUCUUGAGGAAUGUUAAGGCGUAUUGAUUGUUCACAGUUGGUCAGCGUAAUCCACAUGGCGUUGUUUGAAAAGGGUCUCAAUGGGAUUGUUUCAUGGUGACUUGGUUAAGGGAUAAUCCUCUCUCUGCUCCAGGUAUUCAUUAGUGAUAAAAUGAAGUCAAUGAUUGCUGUAGGAGAAGUGAUCUGUGUGUGUCCUGCGGUUUGAAUUUAAACCCAAACAAUGAUAAAGUAUUUACAUGUACUGCAGCACAUGUGUGUCCUUUGGUGAAAAGUGUAGAUGUCGUAGGCUUCAUGUAUGUUAAGAAGGCUGUGUAUUCCCAUCUGAACAUCAUUUCUUGUUUUUUAGCAUUGAAAAGUUGACAUUUUUUAUAGUUACCAUAGAAACCAACCAUCCCAAACUCGUGAUUCUCAGUCAAUGAAGACCAAGGAUUUAAAUGUAGCUGACAUUGUCAGGGCUGACAAUGUAAUCUGGGAUGACAACUUCCAAGAAAUUGUGUUUUGUUUUGUUGAUAGCAUUUACAUGUAAGACAUCGUCCAAUGAAAAACAAUUUCACAUAAUUAUGAAUGGUAUUUAACUGAAAUCAAUUUGACCUAAAAAAAAGAUGUAAGUUUUUAUUAAGAUUACAAGUUGUUAAAGAAACUUAAGAAACAGGAAAAAAAAAAAACUCAGUUUCUUGACACAAUUUAUCAAAGUUACUUUGGUUGCCCAUACAGCUGGAAUUAAAUAAAUCAUUUAAUUUUCUUCUUUUUUUAUCAAUUUUUUGGAAGUCUUGACUGUUGCAGUCAUACAACCACACUUUUGAUAUUCAAAUCUUCAGUAUUUCAAAUUUUGAUAUCCACUGUAAUUCAUUAAGACAUUUCAUUUGGGCUAGUCGGCUGAUUCUUCUGUGAUAUAUGUACAUGAAUGUACAUGUACUUGUACACUUUCAUUCUUUCAUUUUUCAUGUUUUAUGUGCCUGCUGCAUGUUUAACAAAAGCCUUCAAAUGUUUAUAAAUUACCGCAAGGAAUAUCAACAAACCAUUUCAACUUUACCUCUAGUACAGACCUUCAAAAAGUUUAUAAAUUCCAGAAAACUUUAAUAUCAACAUUCUGUCUAUUGGCUACCACUUGCCAAAUAAGUUGGAGCCAGCAAUUUCAGUGUACAUGUAUGCCUAAGUGCACCUAUAAUCUUGUUCGCAGCAAUGUAAAUUUUUAAUGCCUGCCUCCUUGGAUGAAAAAAAUCAAAUACAUGUAUGUCAUGUUACUAGCCUCAUAAACAUGUCAGCAAUACUUCAUUGAAGUGGGAGUUAGAAUGAUUUCUUCUUUAUAUCAAUUCAGUGCUUUUCUUGCUUAGGCCUACAGUGUACAUGUUCAAAGUACAGAAAUGGGAGCCCAAGAUUAAUUUGGUAUUAUAAUGCAAAAAUUUUCAGCGUCAAAAAUACAGAAUAUUUGUAUGCAAACCUUUAUCAUCAUGUGUAACUUCCACAGCAGAGUGCAUGUACAGUUCAGAGAAGACCAUAAGUUUACUUGUCAUGAUUUAUCUUUAUCUGUUAUUGUACGUUGGAAUGCGAAUGUGGCUUUUGGAACCCC